AUGAGUGACUCAGAUAGAUCAAAUGCCAAUUCAUCAUCUUCAGUACCACAGCCGAUGUAUACAAGUGUGUCAUCAUUCCCCAAACAUCAGCAAUUUUCUGCUUCUAACAGAAUUGAUAUUGAAAAUAACAUCCAAGAAAGCAUUAAUUCUGCAGCAGAAGCAUCAGAAGUAUACCUCAAACCAGGCGACUUUACAGAAAACUUGAACAUUUCAAAGAAUGUUAUUCUGACAGGUAACAAUUCCACAAUUAAGUCUGAUGGAACAUCCAAUACACUUCAAGUCAAGACAGCUAAUGCUUCUAUCAGCGGAUUUACUUUCAUCCAGAAUGACUCUCAGUCAUUUGGUGCCCUUUUAGUUGAAGAUGGCGAUAUUUACUUUGAAAACUGCAAAUUCAUCUCAAAGCUUAUCCCAUCUGUAAUCGUUAAAGGCAAAUCCACAGUUUUCUUCGUAAAUUGCGAGUUCAGAUGCUCUGACUCUACAGCUGUAGCCUUAGUCAACUCAGCAUUCUGCUCAUUCGUCGGAUGCUCAUUUGACUCAUCCAUCAGAGGUCUCAAUCUCCGCUCUGCUACAACAGCUUUCGUUUCCAGAUCAACAUUCCUUGGAAUGACAACACAUGGCGUAUCAGCGACACAGAAAUCCCAAUACGUUAUCGAAGAAUCCUCAUUCUCAAGCUGCAGAGCCGCUGCUAUCGAGAGCAAGACAGAUGGCAAAUUAUUACAAGUUGACGCCUGCAGAAUUGAGAACUGCGACUCCGGUAUUCUUGUUUUCAACGGAAGCGUCACAGUCAGCAACUCCAAGAUUGGCUCAAUGUCAAACUACUCAUUGUUAGUCCAAGGAUCCGCCCAAGUUACAACAAAUGGCAACGAAUUCAACGACAACAGCGGCGAGGGAGCUGUCAUUGCAUGCGAAGGUGGCAGAUUAAUCGCUAACAAGGACAAAUUCACAGGAAUCAUGAAGUGUGGCAUUGCAGCAUUUUCAAAGUCAAGCAUCAAGGUUUCAGACGCCACAUUCGAUGACAUUACAGGCCAUGCCGUUGUUCUUUUCGAGACAACAUCAGGCACAAUCCAAGGAUCUCGUUUCUACAGCGUCAAGAACCACGCACUUGUCUUCUCCGGUGAUCAGCUCAUGUGCAACGACGCAGAGUUCAACAACAUCAGUGGAAACGGUAUCUACAUCAAUGGAAAUGGCAGAUUCUCCGGUUCCAAGCUCAACAUUUCCAACUGCUUCGACAACAACCUCUUUGUUGACCGCAACAACACAAAGGUAAUGAUUGACAACUCUACAUUCUCCAAUGAAAAGACCGCCAUCUUGGUAAUGAGAGGAAACAUCCUUGUUUCUAACUGCUCGAUCACUUCCAAGAUCGGUAUCGAUGCCAGAGAGUCCAACGUUACAUUCGAGAAGUCCAAGGUCCAGGAUAACGAGACAGCCUUAAUCUUACAGAGCACAAAGUGCGAAGUCAACAAUGUUGAGUUCAACAACACAAAGGAGACAUCAGUUGUUACAAACGGCGGCUCCGUUAACAUCUGGAACGCCAAGUUCAACAACGGCAAACACGAUCUCUUACUCAUGAAGAGCGACAGCGACAUCAGGAACACACAGUUCGAAGGCGCUUUCGCAGAGUCAAUCGUUCUCAUGUCUGCCAAAGUCAACAUGAACUCACUCACAUUCAACAACUGCAACACAGCAAUUUUCGCUGAUGACAGAGCAAACAUCUCCUGCACAAACACAAAGAUCACAGGCGGUGACGUACAGAUCGAUAUCCAGAACAAGUCCUCAUUCAUCGGAAACAACUGCGAACUCGUUGGUGCAAGCGGUUCUGCAGCAGUUUUCGUACAUGAGGAAGGCUCAUUCACACUCUCAAAGAGUUCAGUUAAGGAUGCAAGAUCAACAGGUAUCAUCGCUUCCGCAAACUCAGAUCUCAAGGAACUCACAGUUACUAACUGCGAAGAGUGCGGUAUCUACAUCUUAGGAACAGGAAAGGUGUCUCUCAAGGACUCUACUGUUUCUGAGAACGGAAAGUUCGGACUCUUCAUCGAAACAGGAACUCUUGAGUCUGUCAAGAAUAAGUUCGUAGGACAGAAGGAAAUCGGUAUAAAGAUCGGAACAGACGCUGUCGCUGAUUUGAAGGAGAAUACAUUUGAGAACAACGGAAUUACUAACAUCGAGCGCAAGUAA
Molecule: messenger RNA, 2175 nt
Organism: Trichomonas vaginalis G3
Lineage: Eukaryota; Parabasalia; Trichomonadida; Trichomonadidae
Product: pectin lyase-like family
Exons: 1
Coding region: 1-2175 (724 amino acids)
Biological process (GO): ubiquitin-dependent protein catabolic process; protein ubiquitination; regulation of apoptotic process
Source: RefSeq, a predicted model, not a curated record